Molecule: messenger RNA, 620 nt
Organism: Saimiri boliviensis boliviensis (Bolivian squirrel monkey)
Lineage: Eukaryota; Metazoa; Chordata; Mammalia; Primates; Cebidae
Source: RefSeq, a predicted model, not a curated record
CAAUGUCUAGUGGUAAUCUGUGAAAAUGGUUCGCUAUUCACUUGAUCCGGAGAACCCCACAAAGUCAUGCAAAUCAAGAGGUUCCAAUCUUCGUGUUCACUUUAAGAACACACGUGAAACUGCUCAGGCCAUCAAGUGUAUGCAUAUACGAAAAGCCACAAAGUAUCUGAAAGAUGUCACUUUACAGAAACAGUGCGUACCAUUCCGACGUUACAGUGGUGGAGUUGGCAGGUGUACCCAGGCACAGCAAUGGGGCUGGACACAAGGUCGGUGGCCCAAAAAGAGUGCUGAAUUUUUGCCGCACAUGCUUAAAAAUGCAGAGAGUAAUGCUGAACUUAAGGGUUUAGAUGUAGAUUCUCUGGUCAUUGAGCACAUCCAAGUGAACAAAGCACCCAAGAUGCCCCGCCAGACCUACAGAGCUCAUGGUCGAAUUAACCCAUACAUGAGUUCUCCCUGCCACAUUGUGAUGUUCCUUAUUGAAAAGGAACAGAUUGUUCCUAAACCAGAAGAGGAGGCUGCCCAGAAGAAGAUAUCCCAGAAGAAACCGAAGAAACAAAAACUUACGGCACGGGAGUAAAUUCACCCUUAAAAUAAAUGCAACUAAAAGGAAAAAAAAAAAA